Molecule: messenger RNA, 1575 nt
Organism: Coregonus clupeaformis (lake whitefish)
Lineage: Eukaryota; Metazoa; Chordata; Actinopteri; Salmoniformes; Salmonidae
Product: ADP-ribosyl cyclase/cyclic ADP-ribose hydrolase 1-like
Exons: 10
Coding region: 186-1064 (292 amino acids)
Biological process (GO): positive regulation of B cell proliferation
Cellular component (GO): plasma membrane
Molecular function (GO): phosphorus-oxygen lyase activity; NAD+ nucleosidase activity
Source: RefSeq, a predicted model, not a curated record
CACUGCUACUGUGCAGGGAGAGACAUGAACACCACUCCUACGGACAUCCAGAUGUUGUGGAGCUAACUGUUCAUCAACUCAUCAAUGUUUGUGUCCCUUCUUAUGCAGUGCAACAGGGCCUAUUUCUGAAAGUAAGAGAGGUUUGGGGCGUACCUGGAGAGCUCCAUCCAUGACCUCUGAACACCAUGACCUUUCAGAUGUCUUCGUCGACCUCUAGGAUAUUCCACAUGCUCAUAUUAUGGUUUGCCAUUGUCUUGUUUUGCACUGAUGGUUUGAGAGCUGAGAUGGGGACGACACCUAACCUGAAACACAUUGUGAUUGGUCGAUGUUACAGCUACAUAACACUAGUUUUCCCUAAUUCCAGCUAUGACUGUGAGGAGAUCUGGAGGGAGUUUGAGGAGGCUGUCGUGAGGAAGUCUCCCUGCAAUGUGAAGGUUAAGGACUACAAAAGGAUGUUCCGUGCCACGCCACAGACUCUGACAUGUGGUAAGCUGCUGUUCUGGAGUAAGACCAGGGAGCUGAUGCACAGCUAUGCAGCUGUAACACGUCGUUUCUGGACCCUGGAGGACACGCUGGUGGGAUACAUGUUCAAUGACCUCAUCUGGUGCGGACAGGGAGAGAAAGACAGAGGCUUUGAUUUCAACUCUUGCCCGGAGUGGUCAACAUGUGUAAACCAUCCUGUCUAUUCCUUGUGGAGACAAGCCUCACAAAACUUUGCUGCAGUGGCAUGUGGCAACAUCACAGUGCUGCUCAAUGGAUCCAUAGAGAAUGCUUUCAACAGGAAAAGCAUGUUUGGGAGUGUAGAGCUGGACAGCCUGAACCCCAGGAUGGUAGAUCAUGUCAACAUCAAGGUGGUGGCCAACCUGGAGGGACCUUUCAUAGAAUCCUGCACUCAGGGCUCCAUUGUGGAUUUGAUCAAAGUCCUACAGACCAGAGGGUUCCGCUGGACCUGCACAGACAGUGACCUAACUCUGAUGAUCCUCCAGUGCAUCCGGAACCCUCAACAGUUCUCCUGCCUGCCCUGUGCUAAUAGCCUACUGCACAGACAGAGGCUACAUCUAUAGAGAGGUUACAUCCACCCUAAAAAUAUUACCCCCAUAGUAGGCAAUGUGUCACUUUUCAAUGCAUUAUACUCUGUCCAAGUUCUCUUUAGAUACACAGAUACAUUUAGCUGUUUGUUUACUAUGUCUGUUGAUUUUAACUGAAAUAAAGACAGAAUAAUUAUAUUUCUGUGAUAAUGAAAUCAUCAUAACCCUGCUCUCUGAUUGGUGCCUUCAGAAUGACAUCCUCAUAACUCUGCUCUCAAAUUGGUCCCUUCAUAAUGACAUAGUCAUAACCCUGCUCUGUGAUUGGUCCUUUCAUAAUGACAACAUUAUAACCCUGCUCUGAUUGGUCCUUGCAUAAUGACAUCAUUAUAACCCUGCUCUAGUUGGUCCUUUCAUAAUGACAUCAUCAUAACCCUGCUCUCUGAUUGGUCUCUAAUCUUGUUGAUCAAACUCAGUUAUUAGUCUAUUAUGUACUUUGACAAUGAAGUUCUAUUUUAUAAUGUAUUCCAAAACCAGCACCGCUUGUUCA